CUUGCAGCCUGUAAAGUGAUUAGAUUCCACUUAAGCCCUUUUCAGUUCUCAUGGCUUCUUGUGCCCAUACCUCCAUAGGUGAUCCAGACAGAAGCAGAACCAAGAUGUAUAAGUUGGUGGUGAUGGGUGCCUGUUGUGUGGGCAAGACUGCACUGACCAUUCAGUUUACUGAGAAUCAUUUUGUGACUGAGUAUGACCCCACCAUCCAAGAUUCCUACCUUAUGCACUCAGUGGUAGAUGAAGAGCCGUGCCAUCUGGACAUCGUGGAUACCACGGGCAAUGAACAGUUUUACCCUCUGAGGAACCAGAACGCACGCUGGGGAGAGGGCUUCCUCUUGGUCUAUGCAGUGAAUGACCCCCACUCUUUUCAGAAUGUGAAUUUCUUUUGGCACUAUCUGCGGAGAGUCAAGGGCACUGACCGUCUACCCGUGGUGUUGGUGGCCAACAAAGUCGACUUGUCCGACAGACUAGUGGACCCCACAUUGGGCCAGGAGGUGGCCAGGAGAUUUGGAGUCCCUUAUGUGGAGACAUCAGCCAAGACUGAACAUGGUGUGGAGCAAGCCUUCCAUGAGCUGGUUCGUGAAAUUCGGAGGCUGCGAGCUGAGGAGGAGCUCAAGAGUCACCCCAAUACUGAGCAGAGGGAGGCCUGUAGGUGCAAGUGUUGCACAAUCCAGUGAGCAGGUACACUCUUACCCUGAUCCUGCCCCCUAAUUCCCCUCUCACCUGGCCUAGAAUACCUCCAAAGCCUCCAGUCACUCCCUAUCUUUCAAGACUUUCAUCUGGACCCUUCCUUCUGCUGCUCUUCACUGCCAAGCCCUUUUGGGCAUUUUCAGGAUUUCUCCAGGAGCCUCUUGGAGGGACCUGUCUGCAUUUCUCUGUAAAGAGAGUUGUGUUGGAUUUUUGCUUUUGUUUCCCCUUUUGAGCAGGAAUGACUACCUCACUACCUGGGUAUCUCAAUAGGCAAGAAAAGACUCCAUUCCUUCCCCGGUGCUCAGCCUCCCCUGGCCAGAUGCCCCAGAGACAGCCAGCUCCUGGGAGGCUUUCUGUCUAGUCUGGCCCUAAUCUGCUGCAGCUUCCUCAGCCUUCCUGGAGCUGUGUGUGGGAUUUUCUUUAUUGGGCUUUCCCCUGCUCCCCCAACUGGGACUCUGCCUCUGGAGACAAGGGCACAAGUGAUUCUCCCUCAUGAUUCUCCCUCCUGCUCCUGGACUUGGUGUAUCUGCUGUCUGGAGCCAGGACACCACCUGUUGUUGGCCCAGAAGACCUUGUUUGUGGUGUUGGUGAGAAGCCCUGCUCCGAACUGGUCCCCAUUCAGUGACCCUCAAGGUCAGACUUGGGGGAUAUGUGGUUUUUUUUUUUUUUUUGGUUACUCACAUGGAUUGUGUGUACUUGUUCUCAAUUUGCAUAUCAUCUGGAGCACUCUUUUUUUUUUUUUUGUUUGUUUUCUUGUUUUUUUUUUCCCCUUUCUUUCUUUUUUUGCUGAGGCAAUUGGGGUUAAGUGGCUUGCCCAGGAUGUCUCAUACAAGAUUUGACAUUGGUCUUCCUGCAUUGGGGGCUGGUGCUCUAGCUGCUGUGCCAUCUACUUGCCUCUGGAGCACUUUCAAUAGCAGUGAGGGGUUUGGGUGGAAUGGGGCUGCCUCCUACCAGCAUAAUGCCUUUAGGCUUAAGUGCCAUUAAAAUUAUAAUUUCUGUUUUAGCAGCCAGAUAAAACCCUUUAGACGUUGCAAGUUGCAUUACUUUAAUUGUCUCCCAGAGAAAUGGAGUGGAGGGGCUUGGCUGUAAAUGUUCUGAGCCAAUACCUCACAGCUUUAGAUCAGGUGAGAGUCUGCUUAGGAGCCUUCUGACAGGGAUAUCUUUGUACCUCAGGAUUUAUGGUGAAAAGGGCAGUGGGUGAUUCUCCUGUUUCAGUUAAAAUCAUUAAGGAUUUUAAAGUUAACUGUUUGGGGGAGGGAUUGAGUAGGAAGAGGAAUUCAUUUUAAAGAGACUUCCUUCACACUUGGAUUCAAAGUCUUUUGUUUUUCUUUUUCUGGGAUUUCUUACAAAUAAAAGUGUGUUUUUGGUAGUUUCUCAUCGGUUGAUAUGCUUAGGGUAGGAAUCACAUGAAGGCAAUAUAGCCUAGUGGAGGGAGAGUUGGGUUUAGGAGUGAGGAAGGCAUGGGUGUUUUAGCUGUGGAACCUUAGACUUCGGCUUUCUCACCAGUAAGAUGUGGUGGAGAAGGGGAGGGUUGGUCUAGACUCUUAGGUCCCUCGUAACUCUACCAUUAGAGAGAGUCUUAAGUCUAGGAACCUCAGUUCAAUUAGAUGACAGUGAUCCCUAGAUCA
Antechinus flavipes (yellow-footed antechinus) is the source of this 2318-nucleotide messenger RNA. RefSeq names its product GTPase NRas-like. Gene Ontology annotation, biological process: Ras protein signal transduction. Gene Ontology annotation, cellular component: plasma membrane. Gene Ontology annotation, molecular function: GDP binding; GTP binding; GTPase activity. The transcript has a single exon. Lineage: Eukaryota; Metazoa; Chordata; Mammalia; Dasyuromorphia; Dasyuridae. The coding region runs from base 51 to 677 and encodes 208 amino acids. The record is from RefSeq and is a predicted model, not a curated record.